Bombina bombina (fire-bellied toad) is the source of this 521-nucleotide messenger RNA. Its product is annotated as transcobalamin-2-like. The coding region runs from base 84 to 518 and encodes 144 amino acids. The transcript is spliced from 4 exons. Gene Ontology annotation, biological process: cobalamin transport. Gene Ontology annotation, molecular function: cobalamin binding. NCBI's taxonomy places the organism in Eukaryota, Metazoa, Chordata, Amphibia, Anura, Bombinatoridae. The record is from RefSeq and is a predicted model, not a curated record.
GACACAAAACAAGAGCAUAGUGCAGACGUUGGAGUUUGUGUGUUCAGGGAAUUCUCGACUAGCUCUGACAAGGAGAACAGGUCAUGGCUCGCAUUUGGCCAGUUUUGUUGGUGGUAUUGCAGUAUUUCAGUGUGCCGGUGGAUGUAUGCCAAAUUCCAGAGGAAAAUACACGCUUGACUCAGUCUUUGAAUCUAAAACUGUUGAGGUCUACACUUGAUGUUUCUGCUGAGCCCAACCCUAGUGUCUAUGUUGGACUUCGUCUCUCUGAUGAUCAUAGCCUGGUGAGAGAGGAAGAGUAUCUUGAAAGGCUGAAGGUGUCUCUUAAGACCAUUACAAGCACAAAAGGACAAGACCAAGAAAAGUUAAGUACAGGAAUUCUAGCACUUCAUUUAUUGGCAAUGAAGUCUUCAUGUGAGGACAUGAAUACUCCAGAAAGAAAGAAGCUCAUCACGCAACUUAAACGCAAACUUCACGAUGAGAAGACACAUCUAGGUAUAUGUUCUUUGACUUUACAGUGAAUU